CAGACGCACACUCUACUUACAAAUUUCUCUCUCUCCUUCCAUCCCUACGCUCACUCAUUUUUCUCUCUGACUCUGACAAACUAUGGUACAAUCAAAGAAGUUCAGAGGUGUCAGGCAACGCCACUGGGGCUCCUGGGUUUCUGAGAUUCGUCAUCCAUUACUGAAAAGGAGGGUGUGGCUUGGGACAUUUGAGAGUGCAGAAGAGGCAGCACGAGCCUACGACGAGGCUGCGAUUCUGAUGAGCGGUCGAAAUGCCAAAACAAACUUUCCAGUCACUACAAAUGAAAUUGCAGCUGCUAGUAAGGAUCCUAUCAACAAGAGCAACUCCAAUAGUCCUUCUUCUUCACUUUCUGCAAUCCUCAGCGCCAAGCUUCGCAAGUGUUGCAAGUCUCCCUCUCCUUCCCUCACUUGCCUCAGGCUCGACACUGAGAAUUCUCAUAUUGGCGUUUGGCAAAAGCGUGCCGGGCCACGUUCAGAUUCGAAUUGGUUGAUGAUGGUGGAACUGGGACAGAAGAGUGAUUUAAAAGAGGAGAAGGAGGAGAGUACUAGCGCCCCUGAAUUACCCGAUGGACACGAAACGGAAGGAGUACACGGUGGGGAUGAUAGAUUGCACGAGGAGGAAAGGAUUGCAUUGCAGAUGAUAGAGGAACUUCUCAAUAGAAAUUAAUCACUUGGUAUUUUAUUUUUUGCGGUUCCGAUGGAUGAUACGGAAUGAAGGUAAAUGUUUUAUCGUGAUCUUUAAACUUCUCUGUCACUCGAGCUAGCUACAAAUCUAUCGUAAUAUUUAAAAUUAGGUAAUCGUACGUAUAGGAGUCCUAGUCAAGUAUCAACAUCACAUGGAGGUUGUUCAUACCACCAAAUUGUAUGACGAAUUUCCAUGUGCUUAGUAUUAUCAAUGCAUUGUCUAAAUAUGUAUGGUUGGAGGAUUUGUUUCUUUGUGUGCAUAAGGAAGGUGGAUUCUCAAUCAAGCACACCCUCCAUGUAAUGUGUCACUAAAAUAUUUGCUUGGUUAGGAAAAAAAAAAUAAGAAGAAGAAGGGGGCUAGUACUGUUUUAUGCAGUGA
This is a messenger RNA of Rosa chinensis, 1063 nucleotides long. Its product is annotated as ethylene-responsive transcription factor WIN1. NCBI's taxonomy places the organism in Eukaryota, Viridiplantae, Streptophyta, Magnoliopsida, Rosales, Rosaceae. The transcript is spliced from 2 exons. The record is from RefSeq and is a predicted model, not a curated record. Gene Ontology annotation, molecular function: DNA binding; DNA-binding transcription factor activity. Bases 83 to 667 code for a protein of 194 amino acids. Gene Ontology annotation, biological process: regulation of DNA-templated transcription.